AUGUCUUCGACUCUGUUUAAGGCAACUGUAAAUGAAUAUUUGAAGAACCUACCUGCGCCAGUGCAAUCAAGACUUUAUGGCUCACCUGCAACUUGCUUGGCGAUUUACAGACUUCUUCCUAAGCUCGCCAAGUUUUUCAUAAUUUCAAUGGUUUUCAAUGAGAGUGACGUUUCGUUGCGCGAUAUAGACAGGUGGGUCAAGACUUCAGGCAAAUUUCAAUUAAGCGAGGCAAUCAAAUCCAUGAAAUCCUUGCAUAUCUUGACAGAUGGAAUCAGUGGUCAACAUCUCAUGGUCAAUCUCAACCCAAUUUUCCGCAAGAGUUUUAGAAAUGCUCUGACAGGUGGAGAAGUUAAUAAUUCAUUUGGAAAUGUGGUUGAAGAUGAUCAUAAUGCGGUUACAAUGGGGAUGCUGGAUCAGUACGCUGCUGACAAGUGGGAAACAAUUUUGCAUUUCAUGGUGGGAACACCUGUAACAAAGACGCCUUCACGAAAUGUUUUAACGCUUCUUGUUCACAGUAAACUGAUGGAGGAGAGUAAGACGGGAGAACUUCAAAUCACCAACGAAGGCUUCCAAUUUCUUUUGCAAGAUGUAAAUGCUCAAAUGUGGACGCUUUUACUUCAAUACUUAAAAAUGGCCGAAUCCCUGCAAAUGGAUCCUGUCGAUGUUUUGAAUUUCAUUUUCAUGCUUGGUGCUUUAGAGCUUGGUAAAGCCUAUAGUGACGUGGACCUGAGUGAUACCCAGAAAAGCAUGUUGCAGGACAUGCGAGAUUAUGGCCUUGUUUUCCAAAAAGCUUCUAAUAGCUUCAAGUUCUACCCUACGCGGCUUGCAACCAUGCUUACUUCAGAUUCCACCACAAUUCGCACCGCGUCUGGUGCUAUGAACAGUGUACUCAAGCAAGGGUCAAGUAUCAAAGAUGAAGGUGCUCCGGGAGCUGCAAUUGAAGAAGAUGAGGCCCAUAUUAGUGAUCUUACACAAGGUAUGCCCGACGGGGCGCUUAUUUUAGAGACCAAUUUCAAACUUUAUUCUUAUUCCAAUUCACCUCUGCAGAUUGCAAUUCUCAGUCUUUUUGUGCAUUUGAGAUCUCGGUUUUCCAAUAUGGUCACAGGUCAAAUUACUAGAGAUUCAAUUCGACGUGCCCUUCAUAACGGUAUCACGGCCGAUCAAAUCAUUGCAUACUUAGAAACACAUGCGCAUCCUCAAAUGAGACGUUUAGCAGAAGCCCAACUUGACAAGAAAACGGAGUUAGAUCCUUCCACCAAGGAAACCUUGCAAAUUUUGCCUCCCACAGUUGUCGAUCAAAUCAAACUUUGGCAAUUAGAAAUGGACAGAAUCAUAAGUUAUGAAGGUUAUCUUUUCACUGAUUUCGAAAAUCUGCAAGAAUUUCAGUUGCUUAGUACUUAUGCUACAGAUAUUGGAGUUUUGUUGUGGAAGGAUGAGAAAAAGAGAAGGUUUUUUGUCUCUCAGGAAGGUAAUGCGCAAGUUAUUGACUACGCUAAACGGACGUUAAAGAAGAAAUAG
Messenger RNA from Lachancea mirantina, 1518 nucleotides. The record is from the annotation of a GenBank genome assembly. Lineage: Eukaryota; Fungi; Ascomycota; Saccharomycetes; Saccharomycetales; Saccharomycetaceae.